Messenger RNA from Staurois parvus, 1047 nucleotides. The record is from the annotation of a GenBank genome assembly. Lineage: Eukaryota; Metazoa; Chordata; Amphibia; Anura; Ranidae.
AUGGAUAAAUUUCGUAUGAUCUUCCAGUUCCUGCAAGCCAACCAGGAAUCUUUCAUGAAUGGAAUAUGUGGUAUCAUGGCACUUGCAAGUGCCCAACUAUACACAACAUUUGAUUUUAAUUGCCCGUGUCUUCCAAGCUACAACUUGUCCUAUGCCCUGGGUGUUUUGUGUGUACCACCUAUUGUCUUAUUUUUAUUGGGGUUUGUAAUGAACAAUAACGUCUCAAUGCUUGCCGAGGAAUGGAAGAGGCCGACAGGUAUGCGGCAGAAAGACGCUGCUGUAUUGCGAUAUAUGUUCUGUUCAAUGACUCAGCGGGCAUUAAUUGCCCCGGCAGUAUGGAUAUCAGUGACGUUACUACAUGGUGAGAGCUUUAUAUGUGCAUUUAGCACAUCUAUUCCUGUGGACAAACUGGGAAAUAUGACUGGUGUAGACCUGUCUGAAAAAGAAAUCAGGCGAAUACUGGCCAGGAUCCCUUGCAAGGAUAUCUAUGAUGGACACCAUAUUAUACCACAGGAAGUGGCCACCAGAUAUCUGCGGUGCAUUUCUCAGGCAUUAGGAUGGACCUUUGUUUUACUCAUGACCUUCCUGGCAUUUCUUGUCAGAGCCAUACGACCCUGCUUCACACAGGCAGCUUUUCUUAAGAGCAAAUAUUGGUCACACUAUAUUGACAUUGAGCGCAAGCUUUUCGAUGAAACCUGUACUGAACAUGCAAAAAGUUUUGCAAAGCUCUGCAUUCAGCAGUUCUUUGAGAACAUUAACCGAGACAUGAACAUAGGUCAUUCCCAUGUUCUAGAGAAGGAACCAAAGGAACCAAAGGAACCAAAGGAUGCAAAGGAAACAGAACAGGACGAAGCAGACAAACUACUGGGAGUCACCAGUCAGGGGACAAUUAACACCCUUCUGAAGAAUUGGCACAGAUGUAAACCUCCUUUAAACCUGAAUACCUAUGAACACCAAAAUGGAAAUGGAUGUAUUAUCGAAAAUCUUGAGCUUAACAACCUAAAUAUACCCAAGAAGGAAAUUGUAACUUAUUACAGUAAGGUUUAA